Messenger RNA from Contarinia nasturtii (swede midge), 1828 nucleotides. RefSeq lists its product as uncharacterized. The record is from RefSeq and is a predicted model, not a curated record. The transcript has 2 exons. The coding region runs from base 87 to 1346 and encodes 419 amino acids. Lineage: Eukaryota; Metazoa; Arthropoda; Insecta; Diptera; Cecidomyiidae.
UUAGUAAUGUUUGACAUUCAUCAUAGCAUACAAUAAGACGUCAAAUUAGUAUAAACAAAGUCGAGAACUCGCCAAUAAUCCAAAAAAUGGAUUCAAAUAGUCGAAAAACCAUUAGUAAAGAGAAACAAGAGGCAAUUAAAAGGAUAUUAAUGUCAAAAGUGGUGCCUCGCAAGGAAUCGCCAAAUACACCAAUAAUCGAACUCGAUGCGAAUUUCUCCCGAAUUCUCCAAAAGAAACGUGAAGAGCAAUUGGAAGCGUCCAGACAAAAACUAUUCGAUAGUACGGGCGCAUCAAAAUUUGAUUUUACAAUUGACGAGAGUCAGACCGAAGUGAAAAGUCACAGCGUGGGAUCGGCGCAGAUAAAAAAAGACGCCAUGGCAGAAUUGGAAAACAGCAUGAUGUUUCCAAAACAAACACAAUCGUGGAAUGAUUUAUCUGAUGGUGAAGACAGUUUUCUAGAAAUGGAGCGCCAGUGUAAAAUGGAAGACAAACACGAGCGGUUGAUGAACGCAAACGAUACAAUGUUGUUUGAUGUUGAACCACCAUCGGAACUAUUCGAUCAAACAGUUAAUCAUAGUAUUGUGAAUUUGGACGAAACACAAGAUGGAACAGUCGAAUCGUCACCAUUUAAGUUCAAUGGCUUUCUACGUCCGUCCACAAUUAUCGAGGAAACGUCAUCGCAACUCGAUUCAACUGGUAAAAGUGCCAAUUCGCAGCUCGGUUCAAGUGGCAAAAGUGCCACAUCGCAGCUAUCAACGACCACAAAAUUAUCAGACGAUGACACGAAAUCUACGAUCAAAGAAUGCUCAAUAAAUGCAAGUAAUGUUUCAGAGGAGAGCGAAUCAAAGACUAAAAUAUCGCCAUUACGCGAGGCAAAUUCUCAGGCAAAUAGUGAAAGACGUGGAACAUUUGCAUUCAAAAGGAAAAAUCACACAUUCUUCCCAAGCGUCAAUUUAAUAUCGAUCGAUGAAAGUGAUGAUUCAUUAACAAACGAUAAAACUCCAACGCGACAAUUAAUCAACAUUCAAGCAAAUGUUGACGACAAAGAUAUUCGAAAUAUUAACGAAGACGAUCAAGAUCAAUUUAACAACACGCUAGAACGUGUCGACUAUAUUUUAGAGAAGGGAAAACAGUUACUGGAAGAAACACCAGCCAAAAGACACAAUCAUCACAACAGCCUGUUAGAAACUCCAUUGUUCUCAUGCAAACGAAAAAGAAUGAUUAGCGAAAUGGCUUCGAAUGAAAUGCUACCGCUACCUAAACGCGGACCACUCAUCGAUUUUUCAACACCAGAAGUAACGAAGCAAGUACGCACCAGUAAAUUCGACCGAAAUCUAGCCAAAUGACCAAUCGACUUGGGUCGCACAUUUAUUGCAUUGAGAUUUAAAUAAAAUAAAAUUCAUUUUGUAUUCACAUUCGGUGAAUUAAUAGAUUCAGGAAAAUCGUUUAAAAUCAUAGAAUUUCAUGUCUUCAACCAUUUUUAUAUUUCAUUGUAAUUCUGACGAUUAGAAUUGUACUUUUGGAACAUUUAAAAGGCAAUGCAAUGACAAAUUUUAACGAUAUUAAUAGGCUGAAUUUUAAGACAAUAUUUUAUAUCAAUGAUGUAGAUGUCAUUACUAUUUACAUGCAAAUUAGUAGGAAUCGUCAAGAAAAAUAUGGCUUAAAUUCUGAUAUAUACCUGUGUAAUAGUACAGAUAACAAUAUGUAGUUUAUUGAGAAAACCAAAAUUUACAUAUAAAUAAAUUCGACAAAUUUUGUAAAAAACUUCUCUUUUCCUUAAUGGUAAGGUAAUUGAUUUUGUUCGAACAGUCCGAAAGUCCGACUCUUU